Molecule: messenger RNA, 981 nt
Organism: Perognathus longimembris pacificus (Pacific pocket mouse)
Lineage: Eukaryota; Metazoa; Chordata; Mammalia; Rodentia; Heteromyidae
Gene: Hacd1
Product: 3-hydroxyacyl-CoA dehydratase 1
Exons: 7
Coding region: 127-876 (249 amino acids)
Biological process (GO): very long-chain fatty acid biosynthetic process; fatty acid elongation; sphingolipid biosynthetic process
Cellular component (GO): endoplasmic reticulum membrane
Molecular function (GO): 3-hydroxyacyl-CoA dehydratase activity
Source: RefSeq, a predicted model, not a curated record
GACCCCGGCGCGCGGCACCUGGGGCGCUGGACCGAGGCGGCCGGCGGCGCUUCAGCCUUGCGCUCGGCCGGACCCCCUUCCAGCCCCCUGCCCCUGUCGGCCGCGACCCCCGGGUGCGGGGCCACCAUGGCGUCCAGCGACGACGACGGCACCAACGGUGGCGCCUCGGAGGCCGGCGAGGAGAAGGAGGCCACGGGCAAGAGGAGGCGCCCGGGCUUCGCGGCCACCGCUUGGCUCACCUUCUACAACAUCGCCAUGACCGCGGGGUGGUUGGUUCUCGCUAUUGCCAUGGUACGCUUUUAUAUGGAAAAAGGAACACACAGAGGUUUAUAUAAAAGUAUUCAGAAGACACUUAAGUUUUUCCAAACCUUUGCCUUGCUUGAGAUAGCCCACUGUUUAAUUGGUAUUGUUCCUACGUCUGUGCUUGUAACUGGAGUCCAAGUAAGUUCCAGAAUCUUCAUGGUGUGGCUCGUCACUCAUAGUGUAAAGCCGGUCCAGAAUGAGGAGAGUGUGGUGCUUUUCCUGGUCUCCUGGACCGUGACUGAGAUAACACGCUAUUCCUUCUACACAUUCAGUCUCCUCGACCAUUUGCCAUACUUCAUUAAAUGGGCCAGAUAUAACUUUUUUAUCAUCUUAUAUCCUGUUGGAGUUGCUGGUGAACUUCUUACAAUUUAUGCUGCCUUGCCAUAUGUGAAAAAAUCAGGAAUGUUUUCCAUAAGACUUCCUAACAAAUACAAUGUCUCUUUUGACUAUUAUUAUUUCCUUCUUAUAACCAUGGCCUCAUAUAUACCAUUGUUUCCACAACUCUACUUUCAUAUGUUACGCCAGAGAAGGAAGCUGCUUCAUGGAGAGGUGUUUGUAGAAAAGGAUGAUUGAUGGAUUCCUGUGCAUACAGUGCGGUGCUUUUUUUUUUUUCUUCCAGAAUAACCAGAUCACUUGAGUCCAACUUUUAAUAAGAAUAAACCAUUUCAUGAAAUACCA